AUGGCGAGACUGUGUACUGGAAAUUCUAAAGGUGAGAAGAAAUUAGGGAAGGUUAUAACACCUGAUCCAUGGAAAGCAGGGGCAAGAAAUACGACGGAGAGUGGUGGGAGAAAAAUUAAUGAAAACAAAGCCCUAACUGCAAACAAAGCAAGAUUUUCUCCAUAUGGCUCGUUUGCACAGUGCAAAAUCUGUCGGCAAAAAGUUCAUCAACAAGGAUCUCAUUAUUGCCAAGCAUGUGCAUAUAAAAAGGGAAUUUGUGCUAUGUGUGGAAAGAAACUCUUAGAUACUAAAAAUUACAAACAAUCAUCAGCUUGAAUGGAAGUGUAAAAAGAAAAUUUUUUUAAAUAAAUUGUAUACUUGGACUGUAAAACAUCGAUGGAAGAAAUACAUGUGUAUGUAAAUAUUCAUAUUUAAAUGACUUAUAAAAAUUUAAAUUAUUUGCUCUU
Molecule: messenger RNA, 446 nt
Organism: Stegodyphus dumicola
Lineage: Eukaryota; Metazoa; Arthropoda; Arachnida; Araneae; Eresidae
Product: cysteine-rich PDZ-binding protein-like
Source: RefSeq, a predicted model, not a curated record